Molecule: messenger RNA, 847 nt
Organism: Malania oleifera
Lineage: Eukaryota; Viridiplantae; Streptophyta; Magnoliopsida; Santalales; Ximeniaceae
Product: glutaredoxin-C4
Exons: 4
Coding region: 183-602 (139 amino acids)
Biological process (GO): cellular response to oxidative stress
Cellular component (GO): cytoplasm
Molecular function (GO): glutathione disulfide oxidoreductase activity
Source: RefSeq, a predicted model, not a curated record
AAUCAAACAUUAACGUGAAAAAUACCUAAAGCCUAUUUUAGAAUCUUUCAGUAAAACCUCGGACGUGACUUACUGCGUAAGCACUGAAAACUCCCUGCACAUUUUGUGCAGUUGGCUUAUUAGGUUGGCAUUGACCCUGAGCUGGAGGGAGGCUGGUGCUGGCGUUUAGCUGUUGUGCAGUAAUGGGGAGGUUUGGUUUAAUGCCACUGUCUGUGAUAAUAGCAGCCUCUCUCUGUGCUGCUUCUCUUUCAUCUUCACCGACGGAAGCUGUUUCUGCAUCAUCUGCUCAUACCUUUGUCAAGAAAACCAUUUCCUCCCACAACAUCGUCAUUUUCUCGAAGUCUUAUUGCCCGUAUUGUAAGAGGGCAAAAAAUGUUUUCAAAGAGUUGAAUCAAUCACCACACAUUGUCGAGCUUGAUGAGAGAGAUGAUGGCUUUAACAUUCAAGAUGAAUUGAGCAAUAUUGUUGGGAGGCGUACUGUACCACAGGUCUUCAUAAAUGGAAAGCAUCUUGGGGGUUCUGAUGAUACUGUUGAAGCAUAUGAAAAUGGAGCAUUGGCCAAGCUUCUUGGCAUUGUUGUGAAUGAGGAGGAUGAUCUCUGAGCUCGGAGAGUACAUUUCAGGGUACCUUUGAAUAUGGUGCUUAUAACCCAUUUUCCCCCUUUACAUGAAGCAGUCUUGUUGUUAAACACUUGAAACAAGUGCUGCAACAGGGUUAUUUUGUUUUUCUAAUAAAAUAUUGGAUGAUGCAGUCCAUUCUUGGACGGAGGGCUCUCAUGAACAAGUUAGAACAUUCUAAAAAAUAUUAUAUAAUAGACAACCUUUUCAUUUGGCACUUGGUGCUUAAA